Messenger RNA from Culex quinquefasciatus (southern house mosquito), 4442 nucleotides. It is a transcript of the gene Frl, whose product is annotated as formin-like protein. Gene Ontology annotation, molecular function: small GTPase binding; actin filament binding. NCBI's taxonomy places the organism in Eukaryota, Metazoa, Arthropoda, Insecta, Diptera, Culicidae. Gene Ontology annotation, biological process: cell migration; regulation of cell shape; cortical actin cytoskeleton organization. The coding region runs from base 509 to 3952 and encodes 1147 amino acids. The record is from RefSeq and is a predicted model, not a curated record. Gene Ontology annotation, cellular component: cytosol. The transcript has 11 exons.
CCAACACGGCCACGAUUGAGUUAGUUUGCUGGAGAAUGUUGUGACGCGAGGUUGUGCCGGUUGUCGUCUGUGUCGAUUCUCUCCUUCCCCUUGUCGGGUUCUUGUGUCUCAUUUCCAUAAUAUUCCAUAUGUGCUGCGCGCGCGUUGAACCUCGCGACCGGUAGUGUAGAGGCACGUGAUUUUUUAUUGUGUUGUUGCUGAAGUUGCUGGUGGGCUAGGGAAGUACCGCCUAGGCAGCGCUCAACUCGACCAGAACGUUAUUGGAAGAGGUCCGAAUCGGACGGGGGUGAAGUGUGUGUGUGUGUGUGAGUUACCAUUUCGGGCAAACCCAGCCCUCGAUCGCGCCAGUUUUUAAAAGGAAGCACAGUGCGUUAAUUUUUCCCCCGCGCCGAUGGAAAGGCAUAAAAUUGAUAAGUGCUAUGAGUGAGCCGGGCAAUCCGACGUGUUUACGAGUUCCGUGGAUAAUUUGCGUGCAGCAGUAGAAGAAGAAAACAAAGUCGCGGGCGCGAUGGGUUUGGCCUCGUCCAAGGCGGCCAACAGUAUUGCCGCGAGCAGCAGCAAUGGUGGCGGCUCCAAGUGCGUCGACAAUGUCAUUAUUGGCACCCACAACCACCAUCCGGAUAUUCAGCAGCCCUGCUCGCUGCUGCCGUCGCCCUCGAGCGGCUUCAGCAUCGGGGGUGGGAUCGAUACCUGGAAGCCGGCGGCGUCCAGCUGUCACGUACGGCAGGCUAGCAUCCGGUCGCGCAACCUGCAGCCCAUGCCGGACAUUGGCGAGCUGGACCGGCGGUUCGCGAAAGUGCUGGCGUCCAUGGAUCUGCCGGCGGACAAGGCGAAGCUGCUGAAAAACUACGACAACGAAAAGAAAUGGGAUAUUAUUUGCGAUCAGGAAAUGGUACAUGCCAAAGACCCACCGGCGCACUAUCUGACGAAGCUGCGAACCUACCUGGACCCCAAGGCCUCGCGAAGUCAUCGAAAACGAAAAAUGGUUGGCGAAUCGACGUCGACGCAGGUGCUGCGCGAUCUGGAGAUUUCGCUGCGCACGAACCACAUCGAGUGGGUGAAGGAGUUUCUGGACGACGAAAACCAGGGCCUGGACGCGCUGAUCGACUAUCUGAGCUUUCGGCUGACGAUGAUGCGGCACGAGCAGCGGAUACAGGAGGCAAAGUCCGAAUCGGACGAGGGCCUGAACCCGAACAAGACGGUUGCGGCGGCCGAUACGACGAUCGCUUCGUACGGAAGCAACGAAACGAACCACAAGUUGGGAGGUUCGAAUGGGUUUAUGAGGCCGGGCUUGGGCGACAUGAUGGAUAGUCCGAGCAUUAAGCGGAGGUCGCGGCACAUUGCCAAGCUGAACAUGGGCUUGACGACGGAUGAUAUCCACGUGUGCAUCAUGUGCAUGCGAGCGAUCAUGAACAACAAGUAUGGGUUCAAUAUGGUGAUACAGCACCGGGAAGCGAUCAAUUGUAUAGCGUUGAGUUUGAUCCACAAAUCGCUACGGACGAAGGCCCUCGUGCUGGAGCUGCUUGCGGCUAUCUGUCUGGUGAAGGGUGGCCACGAGAUCAUACUUUCGGCAUUCGAUAAUUUUAAGAAGGUUUGCUCGGAACAGCGUCGUUUCCAGACGCUGAUGGAGUACUUUAUGAACUAUGAACUGUUCAACAUAGACUUUAUGGUGGCAUGCAUGCAAUUUGUAAAUAUCGUCGUACAUUCCGUGGAGGACAUGAAUUACAGGGUGCACCUGCAGUAUGAGUUUACUGCGCUAGGAUUAGACGACUAUCUGGAGAAGCUGCGGCUGACCGAGUCGGAGGAGCUGCACGUGCAAAUCUCGGCCUAUCUGGACAAUGUGUUCGACGUGGCCGCCCUAAUGGAAGACAGCGAAACGAAGACUGCCGCCCUCGAGAGGGUAAACGAACUUGAGGACGAACUGGGUCGUGCCUUAGACCAGGCUAGUGAAAUCGAGCGGGAAGCGCUGUUCAAGAUCGGCGAGCUCGAGUCGGAACUAAGUCAAACGCGCGUUGAGCGGGAUGAUCUGCACAACAAGCAUCGAACCGUGGAGGAGGAGAUAACGAAACUAAAGCGAGCACUCAAACAGCACGAACAGGAAUCCAAGAGCCGACAGUCGAUGCUGCUUGAGCUGGAGAACUUCACCAAAACCCUCCCCAAGGGAACUUCGAUCGCGGACGUGUCCAACCUUCUGGCGAAGGGUGGCAAACUGUCCGAACUCAGUCCAACGGGAACGGCAACCCUCAACGGAGGUGACAAAGCCCCACCCGUACCACCUCCCCCUGCUCCGCCUGCCCCACCAGUUGCCCCUACGCCUCCCCCACCUCCAUGCCCACCCGCUCCACCUGCCCUGCCGAGUCUGAACGGUACGCGCGCACCACCGAAACCACCCGCAUUCAUUCCACCGCCACCGGCUGGUCCCGGCAGCGGCUUCAUGAACCUCGGCGGAGCGAUUCACUGCACCGACGGCAACAUGACCAUCAAGCGCAAAGUACAAACCAAAUACAAACUGCCAACGCUCAACUGGGUCGCGCUCAAGCCGAACCAGGUGCGCGGAACCAUCUUCAACGAGCUCGACGACGAAAAGCUGCACCGCCAGAUCGACUUUACCGACUUUGAGGAGCGCUUCAAGAUCGGCAUGGGCGGCCCGCUCACGAACGGCAACUGCGACAACAUCGACGGCCUGUCCACGUUCCCCAGCAAGCGGUUCAAGAAGCCGGAGCACAUCUCGCUGCUCGAGCACACGAGGUUAAGAAAUAUAGCAAUCUCACGCCGCAAGCUGGAAAUGCCCGCCGAUCUGGUCAUCAAGGCGAUCAACAACCUCGACCUGAAGCAGCUCUCGCUCGAGAACGUCGAGCUGCUGCAGAAGAUGGUGCCCACCGACCAGGAGCAGAAGCUCUACAAGGAGUAUGUGAUAGAGAAGAAGGACCUGAACCUGCUCACCGAGGAGGACAAGUUUAUGCUGCAGCUGACGAAGGUUGAGCGCAUCUCGUCCAAGCUGUCCAUCAUGAACUACAUCGGCAACUUCUUCGACAGUCUGCACCUGAUCAACCCGCAAAUCUACGCCAUCAUCUCCGCCUCGUCCUCGAUCAAAUCGUCGAAAAAGUUCCGCUCCCUCCUCGAAGUGAUCCUCGCCUUCGGCAACUACCUAAACAGCAGCAAGCGCGGCCCCGCGUACGGCUUCAAGCUGCAGUCGCUGGACACCCUGAUGGACACCAAGUCGAACGACAAGCGGAUGAGCCUGAUGCACUACAUCGUCGGCACGCUGCGGCAAAAGUUCCCCGAGCUGAUGAACUUUGACUCGGAGCUGUUCUGUAUCGACAAGGCGGCCCAGGUCUCGCUGGAGAUUCUCAUCUCGGACGUGAACGAGCUCGAGAAGGGUAUGGAGCAGGUGCGGAAGGAGGCGGAUCUGCGAGGGAAGGGCACGCACAAUCACGUGCUGCGGGACUUUUUGAGCAACUCGGAGGAGAAGCUGAAGAAGAUCCGGGUGGAUUGCAAGACGGCGCAGGAUUCGUUCAAAGAGUGCAUCGAAUACUUUGGUGAAUCGUCCCGGAAUGCAGACGCCAAUGCAUUCUUCUCGUUGCUAGUCCGAUUCGUCAGAGCGUUCAAGACAUGCGAUCAGGAGAACGAACAGCGCCGCCGGCUCGAGCAAGCGGCCCUGCUCGCCGCCACCAAGAAGGACGAAAACGACCAGGUCGUGCUGCGAAACAACAAGAUCAACAGCCAGAAGAAGCAACAGGAGGCAGUAAUCAACGAGCUUAAAACGAAGGCCAAUUCGGUGCGCGAGAAAAAGCUUCUCCAGCAAGAUGAAGUCUACAACGGCGCCCUCGAGGACAUCCUGCUGGGGCUGAAGAACGAACCGUACCGGAGGGCGGACGCGGUCCGGCGAAGCCAGCGCCGUCGUAUCGACAGCAACCGGCUCUCGCGAACCAUGGAAGAGUUGGAGUUUUGAUAGGGCGUUUACGGAGCCUUAAGUUAGGCCUGAGAAUCUGAAAAAAAAAACUACAAAAUUGUGAUUUGAGUGAAACACCGAAGUCGCAGCGCGCAAAGAAUCGUUCGAAUUUUCUCUCUCUGUACAUGUUCGGUUUGAUUCACUUUUGUGUAAAUUUACAACAUAAUAUUAUUGCUAUUGAUAAUAAUAUAUUUUUUGUCAUUGUAAAUAACGCAUACAAACCCGCUGCUGCUGGAUCAUUAGUCAUAGGUUUACUGAGAAACAAAAGACCUUGCAAGUCGUAACCGUAUUGUUGUUCUAUUUUUUGUAAGUGUAGAGAGUUUUGUUAAAUCGGGAUAAUUUACUAAAUUUAGUAAGUUGGCGACGAUACUGUAUAUAUAUUUUUGAGAUAAAAUAUUAUAUAUCAUGAUAUGAUAACGAUUAUUACAAAUAACGUGAACAGUUUAUACGCACAUUAUUUCAAAUACACAGUGAUUAGAAAUCAAACUGA